AUGAGGCAGGCCAGGAUCGUGCGUGACAACCCUCUAGAGAAGGCGUUCACCACCAAGCUGCACCGGAAGUUCAAGCUGCUGAUGCUGCAUGCCAUAGCGACGGCGCUGAGCCUGCAAAGUGCGGAAUACUUCCUCGAGACGCGCGAGACGCCGCUCGGGUGCAAGUCGGACGAGCUCAGCCCGCCCGGAUUGGAGAAACGUGCAGAGCAGUCACGGGUGAUCACAGAGAAGGCGUUCGGCGUCGUGGUGUCGUGA
This is a messenger RNA of Fomitopsis serialis, 255 nucleotides long. RefSeq lists its product as uncharacterized. The transcript has 2 exons. The coding region runs from base 1 to 255 and encodes 84 amino acids. Lineage: Eukaryota; Fungi; Basidiomycota; Agaricomycetes; Polyporales; Fomitopsidaceae. The record is from RefSeq and is a predicted model, not a curated record.